GGUUUUCCGAAACUUACCGCUGGUUUCUAGAGCAACCCUUAGAACGAGGCCGCUCAUCAGAUAUUACCAAAAUUUUUUUUUUUCCUAAUCUUAAAUUUGAGUGCACAGUGUAAACUUGAUAAGAUUUACUAAGCAAAAGCCAGCACCUCGUGCCUGCCUGAGUUAACAAGUGCAGUGAUGCGGUGCUAGUUUCCAGCAUUAUUUAACAAUAGUUCCAAGCGGAACUAUGGUCCCAACAUUGAGUACUAGGUAGAACUAUCCUGGAACUGUUUGAAAAACAAUCUGAAAACAACACUGAAAGCCAGUUCCUUAUGCAUACCUGCCCUGAGGCGUAUGGUGCGGCUAAUAUCCUUAAUAGGUAUUUUACCGAUGUUACGUAGCAGAACUAUUGUUAAAACAUAUCAGGAGCUACAGAACUCUUUGAAAACUAUUGAAAAAGCCUAUUGUUGAAUCACUUUUAAGAGAUUUUGAACAUGUCCCCCAUUUAGGAUGUUCAUAAAGUAAUGGAAGAAACGCCUGCCGACAGAAACCAUUUAUCUUAUAUGGCUUAAUAUAAAUAUAAACCGUCUACUAUAUCAUAUCUUUUACUUUUCAAUAUCUACGUUAUUCUUGAUUACCAGCAGCAUAUUUAUUAGAAGAAUAAUAUUUACAUUGGUUGGGAUUACGGCAUAAAUUUUAUUUUUCAUCUUGCAAAAAGUAUCUAAAUGAUUAUUUUAAAUUGUUGGAUGUUGUAUGAAAGAGUGGGAUUGAGUGGCGCUGUAGUACAUUCUAUAAUUAAACAAAUAUAAUAUUUAAUGUUCAAGUAUUAUUUAUUGAUCGUAAAUUAGGUGGAUAUUGAAAGCUGGUAACAGUAUUGGCAUAAAUAUUACAUUUCGUAAAUAAGUAUUAAUUGUCUUUUCUGUGAGGUAAUUCAUAAUUUUUUUUAUGCCGUGUAAUGGGCACGGUCUAACCGCGGGAUCUAUAAAUGAGAGAAGAAUUAUUCAGACGAGUGUUAAUUAAUUGCGCAUAUCACAAGAACGCAGCUCGUGCAUUAAUGAGGUGGUGCGUUUAGAAAAUUAAGCGAGGAAUGUUACAUCUUUUGAAGCACGGAAAUACCUGUUGCGCGUGUUAUAUGUACAGUAUUUUACGUGGAUAAAUAAUUCUAAAAAAGUUCAGAACCCGUAUGGGCAAUUCUAAUAAUAAGAGACGUCGUCACAGCCAUGGAAAAUAUGCAAGCCAGUUCAGUUGUAGUGAUAUCAUUGGUGGAAGUUGCAGUGGAACAACAGAUGAACUAUACGAGGAAUUUAGACCAUGGUCUCGUGUCUCACGAAGAAGGUGGAGCGAGGGUACCUUAAAUGACCCUUUAUGUUGUGCAAAAACAGCCUGGCCAGUGGCUCGCAUGGAAGCCUUAUUUCUCCCUGAGUUUCAAGUUAGAGGAGAAUCUUUAAAGUCUGAAUAUACUUUUAUCGAUAUCAUUUCCAAGGGUGCAUAUGGAAGAGUGUACAAAGUUCGAAAGAUAGAUACUAACAAAAUAUAUGCCUUGAAGGUAGUAAGCAAAGCACGCAUUGUGGCAGAAGAUGCUGUUAGUCAAGCAAAACAGGAGGUUGCAAUACAAAGGGCUGUAGGCCAUCAUCCAUUCAUAGCAAAUUCUCCGUAUCAUUGGCAGAGCAGAAAAACAUUGUAUCUGUUGACAGAAUACAUUGGUGGUGGAGAGUUAUUCUCAUUGGUCGAAGAAUAUGGUUCUCUGUCAGAGGACAUGGUACGAAUUUACGUUGCAGAAAUCGGCCUGGCGCUUGAUUUUCUACACAAUGCUGGAGUUGUGCACAGAGAUCUGAAAGCAACGAAUGUUCUUCUGGACGACGAGGGACACGCAGUCCUGAUAGAUUUCGGAUUAGCCAAAUGGCUAAGUCCAACCCAAAGAACUAACACAUUUUGCGGCACACCUGAAUAUAUGGCUCCUGAGAUAGUAAAACGUGAAUAUUACGGACACAAGGUGGACUGGUGGUCCCUUGGCGUUUUAGCAUGCUUCCUCCUAACCAAUCAGUAUCCCACUACGGCCGUGAGCAAUCUUAUGUCUGAUAGGAAGAGCCAGGAUUCUUUUGAUCCUGGCACUUUGCCUGCUGAUGCUAAAAUAACGCCAGCCGCCGCUGAUCUUCUCAGGAGAUUGCUCCAGCCCGAUCCAAGGAUGAGGAUCGGAUCGGUUUUGGGACUUCAGCGUGUGGCGUUUUACAUGGGCAGGGAUUUUCAGGAUUAUAAAUCCAAGACGGUAUCGCCGUUCAGAUUGCUCGGCAAGAUUCUUCCAGGAAAAAUUGAAUUGCCCAGGACCACCAAUGACUUUUCGGAUUUCGACUCAUUCGUCGGUGGCAGCACUACCAGAGAGAUACACACGAUAGAAUCUGAUCCUGAAUCUUCCCGUACUGAAAUACGAUGAUUUUUUCCUUUA
This is a messenger RNA of Cephus cinctus (wheat stem sawfly), 2422 nucleotides long. It is a transcript of the gene S6KL, whose product is annotated as serine/threonine-protein kinase S6KL. Gene Ontology annotation, molecular function: ATP binding; protein serine/threonine kinase activity. The transcript has 9 exons. Gene Ontology annotation, biological process: protein phosphorylation. NCBI's taxonomy places the organism in Eukaryota, Metazoa, Arthropoda, Insecta, Hymenoptera, Cephidae. The record is from RefSeq and is a predicted model, not a curated record. The coding region runs from base 1163 to 2410 and encodes 415 amino acids.